AUGGUUGAAGAUCCCAAAGAAUUAUGGGAUUGCCUUAAUGAAAGAUUUGGACACCACAAAAUGGUGCUCCUUCCUAAGGCAUUAUUUGACUGGACAAAUUUAUGGUUCCAGGAUUUCAAAUCUGUAAUUGAUUACAAUUCAACCAUACAUGAGAUAGUUUCUAUAUUGAGAUACUGUGAUCAUCCAGUCACCGAUGAACAAAUGAUUGAAAAAACACUCACUACGUUUCAUGCAAAACAAAAUAGUGAUCUUUUGUUGAAAAUUCAUAAUAUUAGACCAACUGGGUCUUUGGCCACUCAUCAUGAGGCAAAUGCAACAAGUUCUUAUCCACCCGAGGCAAAUGCUACACGAAGAGGUGGACGUGGAUAUUUCAACGGUCGUGGAAGAGGCCGUGGAAAUUAUCGCGGACGAGGCUGA
This is a messenger RNA of Chenopodium quinoa (quinoa), 417 nucleotides long. RefSeq lists its product as uncharacterized. The record is from RefSeq and is a predicted model, not a curated record. Lineage: Eukaryota; Viridiplantae; Streptophyta; Magnoliopsida; Caryophyllales; Amaranthaceae. Bases 1 to 417 code for a protein of 138 amino acids. The transcript is spliced from 2 exons.